This is a messenger RNA of Pyrgilauda ruficollis (rufous-necked snowfinch), 3485 nucleotides long. RefSeq names its product IDNK gluconokinase (gene IDNK). The transcript has 5 exons. Lineage: Eukaryota; Metazoa; Chordata; Aves; Passeriformes; Passeridae. Gene Ontology annotation, cellular component: cytoplasm. Gene Ontology annotation, molecular function: gluconokinase activity. The coding region runs from base 80 to 643 and encodes 187 amino acids. The record is from RefSeq and is a predicted model, not a curated record.
CCCGCGGCGGAGGCCGAGGGCGGGCCGGGGCGGCGGCGCGGGAGGGCAAAGGGGCAGCGGCAGAGCGCUCCGGGCCGCCAUGGUGCUGGUGGUGGUGAUGGGCGUCAGCGGCUCAGGGAAGACCACGGUUGGGUCGCGGCUGGCAGAGAAGUUGGGAUGGAAAUUCUACGAUGCAGACGAUUAUCAUCCUCUAGAGAACAAGAAGAAAAUGGAAGAAGGGAUACCACUAAAUGAUGAGGACAGGAUUCCUUGGCUUUGUGCAUUGCAUGAUAUAUUAAGGAGAGAAGACACAUCUAGACAAGAUACAAUUCUGGCCUGUUCUGCACUGAAGAAGUUGUACAGGCGUGUGUUAAUUGGUGGAGCAUCUGCAAUUGAAAGCAACCAGCCAGAGCAACCAGGAGAAAACCCAGCACUGAAGAUCCUCUUUGUUCAUUUGGAUGGACCUAAGGACAUUAUUGCAGGCCGCCUGAAGAAGCGGAGAGGUCAUUUUAUGCCACCUGAACUUCUCCAGUCUCAGUUUGAUACUCUAGAGCCACCCAGUGCACCAGAAAACUUCAUUACUGUCAGUCUAGAAAAAUCUCUCCCAGAAAUACUGCUACAGAUUGAGAGCGCCAUUCUUCAGGGUGAGGCUUUGCCAGAGUAAUUUUCUGAAUGACACAUAUAGAAAUUCCCUGAAGGACAGCAAGACUAUGAGACAGGAUUUUAAUUAUUAAAUUGAUUAUUAAAUCAAACCAACUUAUUUUUAAGAGGUGGUUUACUACUCAUUUCUUUAUCAUGGCUCUGUACAAGACAUAUAAGAUGUCUUUUACAUCUUUUGCAUACAAGAUGCAAGAACUGUUAACUUUUUAAGCCCGUCACUCUAUGAAGUUACAGAUCUCGUUUCAGUAAGAGCCUGCUUUUGAAAAUCCUGGCAAGGGUCACACAGAAUAAUUUAUUUUCUUAAUUUUAAUAUUUACUCUGUCAGACACAGGGUUGGGCACAUCUGCUAUUACAAGAUUAAAUAAUUUAGAGCUUUGUUAAAAAUAACGUCAUUUUCCUAGAAGAGACAGGAACAUGCAUGAUAAAGUUCCAUACAUUACACUACCCCUGUCUCACUGCUGGAUUUUCAUCAAGUUGUAGGUUCCGUGUUUGUAUUCUUGUUGACCUUACCAGAGCACUGAUGACUUUAUGAAAACUUUCCUGAUCUCUUACUGUAUGCAUUGGCCACCAAGCUGAAAAAUGUGAGGAAAAAAAAAGGUAGUGGUGGUGAUGCAGUAUACAAAAUUAAAUUGAAUUGAAAGCUUUAGAAAUAAAGCAUAAGUGGCAUCAUACUGACUCUGAACUUAGAGCUUUCAUGUAUAAAGCGUGCACAUUGCAGUCAAGUGCGAGUCAAUCAGUGAUUUAAGGUACUGAAUGCAAGGUUAAUACACAUUUCCUUAUUUUUGAAAACUUCCUCUUUUGCAGUUGGACCUUCUCCUUCACUUCCCAGUGCUGGUGGGCAUGUCAAUGCAAUUGCUUUAAAGCUUUUGAUCAAACUACUCCUAGUAUGUAUUUUUCUUAUCUUUUUUGAUGAAGAUGAGAAGAAAAUUCCAAAUACCCAGUCAGUCACCUAGCUCACAGAAUUUAAGGUUAAAGUCCUUUUUUACCACCAAGGUGUUUUUCAAAAAGUACUUCAUGUUGUGUUAUACAAGACAUAACUUUUCAGCUUAAUGUUAUAAAAACUUCAGAUAGUUUCUGUAAGAAAGAUUUGAGUCUUGUCCAAAUGGAGACAUCUCCAUGUGCUGUCACACAUGGGUAAUUUUUAGUAUGUCAUGCUUUUUUUUUUUUUUUUCCUUCUUCCUGGGAUGACAGAUGAGCUCUUGCAGAAGAACACCUCAUGUUUGAAAGCAUCUUUAGUACAAUUUUUACCUGGGUAAAUAGUUGAAAAACAUUAGUCACAAUUCUCAGUACGCAUGAAAAUAGUAAAGGCUUUGUGGUUUACUAGACAAAUUACUGUGCUUAAAUUAGUGCAAUAAAUGGGCAUUAUCUUAGUGAAAGCAGCAAUUUUUAGAGUUGGGAUUUUAGGCAUCAAUGUACCCAGACAUAGUGUUUUCCUGUUCAGUUGUGACCUGAAGGGAGAAUACCAGGCAGUUACCAAUUUUAGUCUAUUACAGGGUGCUCUCAUCUCAGAGCCUGUUUGUUCCAAGAGCCAGGGUGCAAGUUGAAGACAUGGAGUUAAGUGCAAGAGACAGGGAUGUCUGUAUGCUUAAUACCCUCAAAUUUCAGAGACCCCCUUCAGACCAAGUGACAUGUCAGAUCUGUACAAAUUUUGUAGCUAUGAAAAUCACAGACACAGCACCCUCUUGUGGCACCUCUGCUGUUAAGGAGGUCUUCAUCUUUUCCAAUACACCAUUUUACACACAGUUGACUAAUAUACCUAUUAUAAAAUACAGAUUUGUGCUUACUUCUUUCACACACAAUAAAGCCAGACCAGGACACUCUACAGCAGCUGCAUCCUGUCACACACAAAUAUGAUCAGACCUUCAAGUAAUUUUUUUUUUUAAAGGGACAGUUUUAAGUGUGAGUUCUGAGAAGGCCAGACUGAUUUUCAGAUCUGCUUGUCCAUGUUUACAGAAUACACUCAAAGUGACUUCACCACUUUCACCACCACCAAAAAAUUGUAUUCAACAGUUAAAAAUAAUUCUCUUUCAGAGAGUUUUAUAUAAGCAGCUUGGAUUUUGGAAGGCUUCUAAACAAAGUUCAUACUUACAGGCAGUUCAUGCUUCUUCAAAUAGGUCAGGGUAUUUCUUAGUCUUUGCUUCUAUGUUGGGAAUAUUUCCCUUACCCUUUUAAUAUAUUUGCAUUUUGCUUUUACUUAAAAGAUACUGCAAAGAAGGUUGCUGUCAACCUAAUCAGUUGUCUGUUACCUGCUAUUCUGAAAGACAACAAAGCAUUAUUUCUGUUCAGUUAUAUUCUGUGCAUUACAAAUUAAUAGAUUAAGAUGUGAAUUAUUGCAAUACUAACAACAAAAAACUACUCUCAGAUUUUAAUCAAGCUGUGCACAUGUGCAUUGGAAGAAAAAGGUAGCAGAAUAAUCCCUGCCCAAACACAAUUCUACAACAUUUCAUUUACUUGAUUUUGGUUUAAUUUGGGUGUUUUUUUCUGUUGUGAGGGUAUAUUUUUUGGUUUUGUUGUUGCUGUUUUUAAACUAACACCACAUUUCUAGGGAUGUUGUAUUCAGGUUAGUUGAGCAGGCUACUAAUAUUUAGCACAGUUUAUCUGGAUGCAAGUGCUGUCUGUGUAUUUUGAAAUGUAUUUAGCAAAUGCAGCAAAAACUGAGGAGGAAACACCUGGAGUUAGAAAUUGCUUUUUCUGUCUCUAAGCACAAAUUAUCUAUGCAAGGUGCAUGCACUAUACAUCCUCAUGAAUUUAUGCUGAGCACAGUUAGUAACAUGCUGUGUAAAUACUGUACCUACUACAGCAUAAACAUUUUUCAGUGCUAAAAUGAGGAAGUAAAAAUUAAAUGC